Magnolia sinica is the source of this 3035-nucleotide messenger RNA. RefSeq names its product putative disease resistance protein RGA3. The record is from RefSeq and is a predicted model, not a curated record. The transcript has a single exon. Bases 1 to 2787 code for a protein of 928 amino acids. Gene Ontology annotation, biological process: defense response to other organism. Lineage: Eukaryota; Viridiplantae; Streptophyta; Magnoliopsida; Magnoliales; Magnoliaceae. Gene Ontology annotation, molecular function: ADP binding; protein binding.
AUGGUUGAUUCACUGGUUUCAUUGGCGAUAGAGAAAUUGGACAAAUUUCUUGAAGAUGAGGUGGCUUUGUUGGUCGGUGUCACGAAAGAGCUCAGAAAGCUUUCUAGUGCAUUCACUGCCAUCAAGGCUGUGCUUGAAGAUGCUGAGACUCGGCGUCUUAAAGAAACUUCAGUGAAGGAUUGGUUGCAGAAGCUCAAAGAUGUGGCCUAUGAUAUCGAUGACAUACUAGACGAGUGGGCAACAGAAGCGCUCAAAUCACAAGGCGAUGAAGACGAUCAAUCACAUUGUUGCAAUAUAAAGGUGCAGAACAUCCUUUCAUCUUUUUCUUGUUUCGGUCAUGUUGUAUUUCGCCAUAGAAUUGGGAAUAAGAUAAAGGAUGCUUGGGAAAGGUUAGAAGAGAUUGAGAAGGAAAAGAAUGGAUUGCAUUUUAAAAUGGAUAAUGCAGAGAAGCCUCAUGAAAUCGGAGAGCGCGAAACAACCUCCCAAGUGGACACAUCAACAAUGGUUGGAAGAGAAAAUGAAAGAAAUGAAAUAGUGAAGCUAUUGCUAAAUGAGAUUCGCGACGAGGUGAAGGAAGUGCCCAUCGUCAUUUCUAUCGUUGGCAUGGGGGGCUUGGGCAAAACCACCCUUGCCCAGCUCGCUUACAACGGUGAGGAUGUCAAGGGUCAUUUCGACAUGAGAAUGUGGGUGUGUGUUUCUGAAGAUUUUGAUGUGAAACGGAUUACAAAAUCAAUUAUACAAUCUGCAACAGGGACUGGCUGUGAGUCAUUAGACUUGGAUCAGUUGCAACGCCGCCUUCAUGAAAUGUUGCACGGAAAGCGGUUCUUGCUUGUUCUUGAUGACAUUUGGAGUGAAGAUAGUGAGAAGUGGGACAAAUUAAGACUUCCAUUCCAAGCGGGUGCAUUAGGGAGUCGAAUCAUCGUAACCACUCGUAGUGAAAAGGUUGCAUUUGCGAUGGGAAGGGGUCACAUGCACAAACUGGCAGUCUUAUCCGAUGAUGAUUGCUGGUUAGUGUUCAGGCGUAAAGCGCUUGAGCAUCAGAGUGCAGAAGAGCAUUCAGAGUUGGAAGCAAUUGGAAAGGAAAUCGUAAAGAAGUGUGGAGGGGUGCCUCUCGCAGCAAAGACAAUAGGGAGUGUCAUGUGCUCAAGAAGGACAAGAAGGGAGUGGGAGCUCGUCUUGCAAAGCGACCUAUGGAAUUCACAUGAUGUCUUACAAGGCAUUUUACCAGCUUUGUUACUCAGCUACCAUGACCUACCUCCUGCUUUGAAGCAAUGCUUCGCAUAUUUCUCCAUCUUCCCAAAAGAUUGGGAGAUAAAGAAGGAUAUGAUAGUCAAGCUAUGGGUGGCACAAGGUUUCAUCAGAAGCAGAGAUAUGGAGGAAACUGGUGGGCUGUAUUUCGAUGAUUUACUAAGACGCUCGUUGCUCCAAGAUGCAGAACUCGACGCUGACAAGAAUGUACUCUGGUGGAAGAUGCAUGAUUUGGUUCAUGAUCUUGCACAAUCUGUUGCUGGAAGUGACUGUUCACUGGUGGAGAUGAGAAAGCAAUCCUCAUUGAACCUAAAUAAUCUCCGCCAUUUGUUUUUAAUUGACAGUUAUGACGCAGGUGACAGAGAUUGGGCCACCUUGUAUGAGGCACAAAAGUUGCGGACGUUGCUAUGUGACUCAAGAAUCUCCAGGGUGCCAAACAAUUUAUUUCAUCAUUUCAGGCACCUCAGGGCGUUGGACUUGAGUCACGCUAGCAUUCAGAAAUUGCCUCGAACACUGGGAAAAUUGAAGCACUUGAGAUACCUUGAUUUAUCAAGGACAAAUAUAGUGGAGUUGCCAGAGGAGGUGAGUAAUUGUAGAAAUUUACAGACCUUGAUACUUAAUAGGUGUUUUCAGCUAAAAAAACUGCCUAGAGGUCUGAGAAACAUGAUUGGCCUGAGACAUCUAGAAUUAGAAGACACUGAUGAAUUGAAGUACUUACCGCAGGGCAUAGGGAAACUAAGUAGCCUUCGGACAUUAACAAAGUUCAUAGUGGGGGGUGACGAUGAAGGAUGUAAAUGGGGAGAACUGAAACACCUCAAUCAUCUUCAAGGAAGUCUUCUAAUUACUGGCUUCGAAAAUGUGAGGAGCAGAGACGAAGCUAGAGAGGCAGAACUAAAUAAGAAGCAGUACCUUCAUUCUAUAACCUUUGAAUACGAAUACGUCCCCAUGGAUGAUGAAUCAUCGGGUGAUGAAGCAUCGGGUGAUGAUGAGCAGAAGAGAACAGAGGAGGUGCUUGAAAUCCUGCAGCCCCACACAAACUUGAAAGAGUUGGAAAUACAGAGCUACGGAGGUUCCAAGCUUCCCAAGUGGACAGAGGAUCCGGUUUUCUCCAAUCUAGUCAACGUGACGCUCCGGGAAUGUAACAAGUGUAAACAAUUGCCAGGUCUUGGGAAACUACCAUCCCUUAAAUACCUUGAAAUUAGGGGAAUGAAAGAGGUGAGAAAGGUGGGUGGUGAGUUUAGUGGGGAUGAUAAUAAUGAUGGAAGUGGUGGUGGUGUUGUCUCAUUCCCAAAGCUGGAGAGCCUCUCCUUCAUAUUCAUGAAAAAUUGGGAAGAGUGGGAAUUGAGAGGUGGAGAUGAUGGAGAGGUUAUGCCAUCACUCCUGGAAUUACGAAUACAAUACUGCCCAAAGCUACAGGCGUUGCCCAGCAACCUUCCACCGCUCCUCCAGAAGCUGACUUUGUGUGGAAGUGAUGUUGGAAUGUCAUCCGGUGUGCCCUUACCCGACCUCCCCAACCUUAACCAUUUGGUGAUUGCCUAGAGUCAUCAGCUGACAUCGUUCCCAUGUGGUUGGUUGGGACAACUCAAAGCCCUGCAAACUCUGGAGAUCAAGUAUUGUCGUAAUUUAAGGUCUCUACCAGAGGAGUUGCAACACCUCACCAUGCUUCAAAAAUUAAACAUCUGGAGAUGUCCGGUCUUAGAAGAACGCUACCGAGAAGGAGGAGAAGAUCGCUACACGAUUGCCCACAUCCCCAAUAUCAAAUUCCUUCCCUUCUAAGAGGAGUUGGA